AUGCCUGUUCUAGAUGGACUACGGUAUGGGGAGCCAGUCGAUGGCAGCCCAAGUACCAACAAUGUUCAACGCCAAAAGAUUGUAAUAGUUGGACUGGGAAUGGUGGCGGUCUCACUCAUUGAGAAAAUUAUCAAGCAGGAUACAGAAAGAAUAUACGACAUUGUCGUCAUUGGUGAAGAGUCCCACGUAGCAUACAACCGUGUUGGACUAUCGUCGUUUUUCGAACAUCGCAAAAUUGAGGAUCUAUACCUCAAUCCAACGGAAUGGUAUGACUCGUUUAAAGAACGAGCCUUCGAUCACCACCUCAACACACGAGUAACAGCUAUCAACCCCACGGAGAAAACCGUUCAUACCUCCACCGGUGUCUCAUUAUCUUAUGACAUCCUCGUCCUUGCAACUGGCUCCGAUGCCACCCUCCCAACACAUACCCCCGGCUACGAUGCCAAAGGCGUCUUCGUAUAUCGAACUAUCUCGGAUCUGGAACGCCUCAUCGACUUUGCAGCUCAGCAUAAAGGCGAAACAGCUGUUACAGUCGGAGGUGGACUGCUGGGCUUGGAAGCUGCCAAGGCCAUGACAGAUCUAGAAGACUUUGGAAAUGUCAAAUUAAUUGAUCGAAAUAAAUGGGUGCUAGCUCGACAGCUGGAUGGAGAUGCGGGAAUGCUGGUCACUCGCAAGAUCCGGGAGUUGGGACUUGAUGUUCUACACCAGAAACAGGUGAAGAUUGUUCAUACCGACGAAGGAAAUAAUGUAGUUGGCAUUACAUUCGAGGAUGGUGAGAGGAUUGAUUGUUGCUGCAUUUGCUUUGCGAUUGGAGUACAACCUCGAGAUGAACUGGGUCGAGAUAUUGGAAUCCAGUGUGGUACUCGGGGCGGAUUUGUGAUCGAUGAAAGUCUUCAAACCUCAAUCCCAAAUAUCUACGCCGUCGGAGAAUGCGCAAGCUGGGAGAACCAGACAUUUGGAAUUAUUGCUCCCGGUAUUGAGAUGGCCGAUGUGCUCGCUUUCAAUCUGACAAACCCAGACAAACCGCCCCGGAGUUUCACGCGGCCAGAUCUCAGCACAAAGCUAAAGCUACUCGGAGUCGACGUCGCUAGUUUCGGUGACUUCUUCGCCGACAGAGACGGACCGAAGUUCCUUCCAGGUCGUCGACCCCCCACUGAUUCUGGCCUGGCAGAGGAUGCUUCACGAGAGGAACCUCCUGUCAAGGCUUUGACAUAUAAGGAUCCAUUCAGUGGGGUGUACAAGAAAUAUCUGUUCACCAUGGACGGCAAGUUCUUGCUUGGCGGCAUGAUGAUUGGAGAUACCAAGGAUUAUCUGAAGUUAAACCAGAUGGUCAAACUCCAGAAAGAACUUGAUGUUCCUCCUAGUCAAUUUAUCCUCGGUGCCCAGAACGGCGGAGAAGAAAAUGCAGAUGACCUUGAUGACAGCACCCAGAUCUGUUCAUGCCACAAUGUCACCAAGGGAGACGUGGUCGACAAUGUGAAGAAUGGUACAUGCACAACCAUUGCACAAGUCAAGUCAUGCACAAAAGCAGGGACAGGCUGUGGUGGCUGCAUGCCUCUCGUUCAAUCAAUCUUCAACAAAACAAUGCUCGAAAUGGGACAAGAAGUAUCAAACAACUUGUGCUCACAUAUCCCCUACUCCCGCGCCGAUCUAUAUAACAUCGUUGCUAUUAAGCAACUGAAAACCUUCGUCGAUAUCAUGAAAGAUGUUGGAAAGAACCCAGAUUCCCUCGGUUGCGAACUUUGUAAGCCCGCAAUUGCAUCGAUUCUGUCCAGUCUGUUCAAUCCGCACAUCAUGGACAAGGGCUUCAACGAUUUGCAGGAGACAAACGACAAAUUCCUCGCUAAUAUCCAAAGAAAUGGCACAUUCUCUGUGGUACCCCGAAUCCCAGGUGGUGAAAUCACAGCCGAUAAGCUCAUUGCUAUUGGAUCCGUGGCCAAGAAAUACGGUCUUUAUUGCAAAAUCACCGGUGCCCAGCGCAUCGACAUGUUCGGUGCGAAGAAGCAGGAUCUUCUGAACAUCUGGACAGAACUUGUGGAUGCGGGCAUGGAGAGUGGACACGCCUAUGCGAAGGCACUUCGAGCAAUUAAAAGUUGUGUUGGAACCACAUGGUGUCGUUUCGGUGUCGGUGACAGUGUCGGCAUGGCAAUUCGGUUGGAAGAGCGAUACAAGAGUAUCCGUGCGCCUCACAAGUUCAAAGGAGCUGUAUCUGGUUGCGUGCGAGAAUGUGCCGAAGCUCAAAACAAGGACUUCGGACUCAUCGCUACCGAAACCGGGUUCAACAUCUUCGUCGGAGGCAACGGAGGUGCAAAGCCUAGACACGCUGAGCUCCUUGUUACAGAUGUACCAGCGGAGAUGGUAAUGCCCAUAAUCGACCGUUACCUUAUCUUCUACAUUCGCACUGCCGACAAACUCCAGCGAACAGCACGAUGGAUCGAGAAUCUCCCCGGCGGAAUCAACUACCUCAAAGAAGUGAUCGUGGAUGAUAAACUCGGAAUCUGCGCCGACAUGGAAAGACAAAUGCACGAACUAGUCGAUAGCUAUUUCUGCGAGUGGACCGAGACCGUCAAAGACCCCAAGCGCCGAAAGGUCUUCCAACAAUUUGCAAACACAGACGAAACGGUCGACACAGUGGAAGUUAUCCAAGAGCGGUCCCAGCAACGACCCACAUACUGGCCGAAAGACUCUGCCGAGCGACAGGAUUUCAAAGGCCACAAGUGGUCGAGUGUCUCCUGGCAACCGGUUGUUCGAGCAGAUCAUUUCUCCGACGAGCCACCUCAGGUUUCAUCGGCGAAUGUCAAGCGCGGUGAUACUCAACUUGCUGUCUUUAAGAUCAAGGGCAAGUUCUAUGCGACGCAGCAGAUGUGUCCGCAUAAGCGAGCUUUCGUUCUGUCUGAUGGCCUUAUUGGUGAUGAUGAUGCUGGGAAAUAUUGGGUGUCAUGUCCUUAUCACAAGCGCAACUUUGAGCUCAACGGUGAGCAGGCGGGUCGGUGCUCUAAUGAUGAGAGUAUGAAUAUUGCUACAUUCCCUGUUGAGGAGAGGGAUGAUGGCUGGGUGUAUAUCAAACUCCCGCCAAUUGAGGAGUUGGAUUCGAUCUUGGGGACGGAAAAGUGGAAGGUGCGCAAAAGUGAGGCGGAGGAUCCGUUCCAUAAGGUUGAUAAGAAGUUCAAGGGGAUGAAGGGGAAGAAGAUUACGGAUGGUUUCCUGCCUACCCCUACGGUGCAGCCAGCAAAGUCGAUUGACUGGUAA
Messenger RNA from Penicillium griseofulvum, 3249 nucleotides. It is a transcript of the gene niiA, whose product is annotated as nitrite reductase niiA. Gene Ontology annotation, molecular function: 2 iron, 2 sulfur cluster binding; nitrite reductase [NAD(P)H] activity; heme binding. The coding region runs from base 1 to 3249 and encodes 1082 amino acids. The record is from RefSeq and is a predicted model, not a curated record. The transcript has 9 exons. Lineage: Eukaryota; Fungi; Ascomycota; Eurotiomycetes; Eurotiales; Aspergillaceae.